Messenger RNA from Trichoderma citrinoviride, 2211 nucleotides. RefSeq names its product OPT superfamily oligopeptide transporter. Gene Ontology annotation, molecular function: oligopeptide transmembrane transporter activity. Lineage: Eukaryota; Fungi; Ascomycota; Sordariomycetes; Hypocreales; Hypocreaceae. The transcript is spliced from 5 exons. Gene Ontology annotation, cellular component: fungal-type vacuole membrane. The record is from RefSeq and is a predicted model, not a curated record. The coding region runs from base 1 to 2211 and encodes 736 amino acids.
AUGGCUGCGCCUACUACAGAGCCCGAGUAUGUGGGCGACGGCGGUGUCAAGGAGAAGCGAGUCUCUGUCGAAGUCAACUUCAAGCCCGAUGAGGAGGAAGAGGAAGAUGAGGCCAUCACCGAUCUUUUCGUCAGCUUCCCUCCCAUCAAGGGCAUCGAGGCAGAGCCCAACCCCCUGACCGUCCGCGCGGUACUGACAGGUAUUGUCCUGGGAUCUUUGGUCAACGCGUCGAACGUGUACCUGGGUCUCAAGACGGGUUUCACCUUUCCCGCCACCAUGUUCGGUGCCAUUUUCGGUUAUGGGUUUAUCCUGUUUCUGACCAAAGUCUUCCCCGGCAUCCCCGGUAUUGGCACCCGCUUCGGCCCCCAAGAGAACUCGAUCGUUCAAGCUUCUGCAACCGGUGCCGGCGGCAUGGCUGGUCUUUUCGUUGCCGGUUUACCUGCCAUGUACCGCCUCAGCUUGCUUUCAGAUAACCCCAAGGACGACUUCGGCCGCAUCCUCACCAUCACCGUCGUGUGUGCCUUUUUCGGCCUCUUCGCCGCCGUACCACUUCGGAAGUUCUUCAUCAUCAACGUUGCUCGUGAAUUGAACCUGGUCUUCCCGAGCCCUACCGCUACAGCUGUAACUAUUCGAUCGAUGCACGCUUUGGGUUCAGGGGCUGGUGAUGCCAUACGCAAGGUCAAGGCCCUGGGCUUCGCCUUCUUCGGUGCCUUUACACAUAUUGUUGUUUCCCAAUAUGCCGAUGGAAUCCUUCAUAACUGGCACAUCUUUACCUGGUUCUACAUCUGGAGUGGCUACAAGAACUGGGCUCUGAACAUCGAGAACUGGGGUUGGUACAUCCAACUGACACCCGCCUUCUUCGGCUCCGGUAUUCUGGUCGGUCUCAAUGCCGCCGUUUCUUGGUGGCUCGGCACUGUUGUUGCCUGGGGCCUGAUUGGACCUCUUCUUGUCCACUAUGGCGAAUGUGUGGGCAUACCUUAUGGAGAGGGCAAGUGGGAAGGCCUGACAAACUUCAACAGCAUGAGCGGCAUUGGCACCGAGGGAUGGGUGCCUUCUCCCAGAUACUGGAUGCUGUGGCCUGGUGUCAUGGUGCUCAUCGUUUACAGUUUGGUCGAGUUUCUGAUCCACAUCCGUGUCAUUUACGACGGCUUCAAGUACGCUCUGCGUAACAUGGCCGGCUCUGUCAAUAGCGCCCUGCAGAAGCGCGGCAAGAACAACACUUUCCUGGAGAAGCAGGCCGCCAAAGCCAACGACGAGUCAUCUCUCCUUGAGGAUUUCGCUCCUCCGGAGGACCAGGUCCCCAUCUGGAUUUGGGUGACCGGAACUAUCGUGUUCGUCAUCGUUGCCUGCAUCGUCUGCGAGCUGCAGUUCCACAUGAACGCUGGCCUGGCUAUUCUCGCUUGCAUCCUGGGUCUUGUCUUCGCCUUCCUCAGUAUCUACGGAGGUGCCGUCACUGAUACCACCCCCCUGACCGCGUCAUCCAAGGCUUCCCAGCUGGUCUACGGUGGUAUUACCAAGGGUCACUACUCGAUCACGGACGCCCAGCGAAUCAACCUAAUUGCCGGUAACAUUGCUUCCGGCACUGCUGACGUCGCCACCAACUUGGUCAGCGAUUUCCGCGUUGGUUUCCUUCUCCGAACCCCUCCUAAGCUGCAGUUCUACGCUCAAGCUGCCGGCGCCCUCGUCUCCGUGUUCCUCGCUCCCGGUAUCUUCGUCCUAUUCAUGUCCGCUUAUCCCUGCAUACGCGACCAGACCAUCGAGUCGUGCCCCUUCUCCGCCCCUUCAGUCGUUGCCUGGCAGGCUGUUGCUGAGGCCGUGACCCUCCCCAAGCUCCCUAUCCCCCUGUCCUCGGGUAUCUUCGCCAUCGUCUGCGGUGUCUUCUGCGCUUUCCAGGCCCUGUUCAAGAACUUCUACCUGGUGGGAUCCCGCGAGAAGUACCGUGAAUACCUCCCGAACUGGAUGUCGAUUGGUGUUGCCUGGGUUCUGGGAGUCGACAGCGGAUACGCCAAUGCCAUUCUCUUCGGCAGUAUCACCGCCUGGUGGUGGAAGAAGUACUUCCCCAAGGGCUUCGAAGCGUACGCAUUCUCAGUUGCCGCCGGCCUCGUUGCUGGUGAGGGUUUGGCCGGUGUCGUAAAUGCUGCUUUGACCUUGGGAGGCGUUGACGGAACCAAGAAGGGCAGCUUGAUUGCUCUGCCCGGCGAAGACUGGUAA